Molecule: messenger RNA, 2757 nt
Organism: Xiphophorus maculatus (southern platyfish)
Lineage: Eukaryota; Metazoa; Chordata; Actinopteri; Cyprinodontiformes; Poeciliidae
Gene: mpnd
Product: MPN domain containing
Exons: 13
Coding region: 564-1919 (451 amino acids)
Biological process (GO): double-strand break repair
Cellular component (GO): BRISC complex; BRCA1-A complex
Molecular function (GO): metallopeptidase activity; polyubiquitin modification-dependent protein binding
Source: RefSeq, a predicted model, not a curated record
ACGUAGAAAUCAUAAUGUCGACAUAUUGCCUUGUGCUUGUGAGCACCGAGACGCCUUAGAGCGGCUUAGACGCGCUUUUCUCGUCGGGAAAAAUACAAAUAGCGGCCGUUUCACGUGCGCGAGUCUCUUGGUUUUUCCGCAGGAAACGCAGAUUUACCGCUAAACCUGUCGGUUUUGUUCUCAUCGCUCUUCAAAAUAGUUAUUCAGCACCACCAUAUAAGUUGAUGCUUGGUUUUUUAGCAAUGGUAACGGAGAGGUAAAUAAUGGCUCGGCUGCACGUCAGACCAGCCCGUUCAGUUCAGAAGAACCAGGGAGAGUGACAAGGACGGGGAGAGGGAGAAAGAAAGGGGAGGGGAACUGACAUUAAAGCAACACAACAAGGAAACUACACUGCAGAGCCACAGACGCCUUCAUUUUAUGUUUUUGAAUAAUAGCCGGAGCUAGUGAGGCGAAGUGUCUCAGUGAAAGGCAGCCCCCGGAGAGCUCCAGCUUCAAGUGUCCGGGGAGAAAGCGGCUUUUGGACCGAACUGGAUUUAAAGGCGCUCUCCGUCGCUUUCACAGGCAUGGGAUCAGAACCACCAGGUUCCCCGCAGGUGGUGGAGGAUGGAGGCGAGGAGGAUGAGGAGGAGCUGAGUGGAGGCGAGGAGGCAGAGUUUCGGUCCAGCUCUGGAAGGGGCUCCCUGCUGACACGGAGGGGCAUCACCCUGAGAGUCCUGCUGAAGGACGGGCUGGUGGAGCCUGGAGACGGCGUGUUGGCCAUCCACUACUUGGGCAAGAAUUUUGUUGGGGAUCUGCUGAACGAUGGCAAGAUCCGAUGGGUGGAGACGGGUCAGAUCUUCAACUCCCCCAGCGCCUGGGCGACACACUGUAAGCGUCUGGUGAACCCGGCCAAGAAGUCCGGCUGCGGCUGGGCGUCCGUGCGCUACCGGGGGCAGAAGCUGGCUCAGUACAAGACCACCUGGCUGCACAAGUAUCAACCCAGCGCAGACAUGAGCAUGGUGAGUGAGGAAGAUGAUGACGAGGAUGAGGAGGAAGGGAAGGCAGCCGUGCAGGCCGAUGAGAAGAACAAGAACAACAAACCUGACGUAAUGGUUUCACGUCGAGCUGACAGGGAGAGGAUUCCCGUCAGAUAUUGCAGCUUAGGCACCAGGGAUGCAGCCAGAGAUCCACACACGCUUGUGGAGCUGUCGGCGUUCUCGGCCAUCAACAGAUUCCAGCCAUUCAACGUAGCCGUCUCCAGUAAUGUUCUGCUGCUAAUGGACUUCCACUGUCACCUGACCACCAGUGAGGUGGUAGGGUACCUCGGAGGGCGAUGGGACACAAACACACAAUUGCUGACAGUCCUAAGGGCUUUCCCCUGUCGAACCAGGCUGGCAGACAGAGACACCGCGUCAGCUGUUGAAGAGGAGAUCUGUCAGAACCUGUUCAUGCGUGGGUUGUCAUUGGUGGGCUGGUACCACAGUCACCCGCGAGGUCCCGCCCUGCCGUCCCUGCAGGACAUCGACUCCCAGAUGGAUCACCAGCUGAGGCUGCAGGGCUCCAACAACGGCUUCCAGCCCUGUUUGGGCAUCAUCUGUGGGCCGUAUUACCACGGAAACCAAGGCGUGGCAUCCACAAUAACGCCGUUCUGGGUCGUACCGCCACCUGAGCAAAGGCCUAAUGACUACGGCAUCCCUGUCGCUGUGGAAGUCACUUACGUACAGGACAACUUUCUCACCAGCGAUGUUCUCAAUGAGAUGAUGCUUCUGGUUGAUUACUACAGGAUGGCGCCCGAUCUGGUCCAGUUCAACCAGUACUGGUGUCCUGAGACCACCAUGCUGGACAAGGUUAAGGGCUCUCUGAGUUGCCACGCCCCCAAAGACCAGGCCUACUCGCAGAUCUUAGAGCAUGUCUAUAGUCAGCUGAGCACCACGCACUGAGGUCUGAUCUGCACGUGUGACGCGAUUGCCCUCCGUCUAGAGUCGCUGCAUUUCAAACGCCGUCACUGACUUGACCGAUUUGAAGUUAAAUUCUGCUUGAAAAAUACAAAGAUGUCUUGGAUGAUCUCAUGCUUGAGUGACAAUUUUUAUAUAGCAUUAAACACACUUCCUGGACCGGACGGGUGCUAGAUAUGUGAACGUAGCUGCUGUUUGUGGUUGAGCUGCAUUUUAUAAGGAUAGAAAUAAAAAUCGAACCAAACACGAUCCAAUAAAAAAAUUAAAAAAAAUAUUUAACUGGACACUAUAUGGACAGUAGAAGACCUUUGGCUUGUCAAAAAUGGACCUACGUACUGACUUGUGACUUUAUCUGAACUUAUGCUCAGAUAUUAAGAUAUGGAUGAUUAGCACUGUUAAAUGUCUUGUAAUUGCCUUUAUAGACUCAGUGGGGAUAGUAGUUGUGGGUACGCAGUGAAUAGUGAAACAUACACCAACAAUGUAUGCAAUGGUAUCGGUGUUUGACCUAAACACUACUCUGCAGUAGAUCCCUUUUGUACUCCUGAACUCAUAUUUAAGGGUUGUGGCACGAUUGCAUCCUCUAGUUCAAUAAAACAGACGUGUUUGUGUGUUAGGUGCACUGUAUCGUGAACGUCUUCUUAUCAGGUUGUGUGGAACAUGAGCACUCUUUGCUAAGACAGAUAUUUGCUUCCUCUUGAACUGUACUGUAUUUAUUACUAACUGUUGACUACGUGGUUUACAUGUAUGCGGACAGAGCUAUGCCUUAAGCCUGCUGAUUGGUGACCCACUAAGGAUUAAAAUAUACACACUGGAACCAUUUAAA